Molecule: messenger RNA, 4771 nt
Organism: Paramuricea clavata
Lineage: Eukaryota; Metazoa; Cnidaria; Anthozoa; Malacalcyonacea; Plexauridae
Source: the annotation of a GenBank genome assembly
UACGAAAACAAUAUGGCGGCAAAAUACUGUCGUAAAACGAUGUAUUUUAGUUCAAAACUUACCAUUAACUGAACAAAUAAACACUGGGAAUAUAAUGGGGAUUAUAUAUGAAGCUGAUUUGAAUUUAGGAAGUUGUUUAAAGCCCGUACAAAUCUGAAAACUUGUAAAAAUUUGUCAUUUUGUAUGGUCAAGGAGUGGAAUAGGACAGGUCUAUAUAAAAUGUCUUGCAUAUUCGUGACUAGAGGUUUCCAUGGAUAUAGCGUGCAGUUUUCACCUUACGAAGCUAAUAGACUUGCAUGUGCUUGUUCUCAACAUUAUGGUAUCGCAGGUAUAAAGUAUGUACGUAAAAUGCAUGGCACAUAAGCGUAUAGAGAUGAUGCUUUUUAUUGCUUUCCAGGACGACAGCUGAAAGUUUGCCUGAAUUUUUAUGGAGGAUUGUAAUGAAAUAACCUGAUUUUAACAUAUUCUCUGCUAAAUCGGUCGGAUUUUUCUUGAUUUCCCCUACCAUUUGCCCAAUUUUCAAAGGUUUUCUAAAGUUGGAGUCUCCCCCUGCCUCCUACACCUAUGGCUUAGCCUGCCGGACAUGAUAGGCUAUUGUGUCCAGCAUGCUAAGCCAGUUAAGAUUUUCAAUUCUUCACUCCACUUGUCCCCUUUUCUUCUUUGAUAAUAUAUAUGAAUCCCUGGCAAAUAAAAGAGUUACAUACCACAGUUGGCUAUUCAUUGUUCUUCUGUCUAGGAUGCGGUGCAUUGUUUAUUCUUGAUAUCUGUAAACAACAACAGCAAGGAGGCAUGCAGUUAUUUAGGAAGUGAGUGCAACUCGGAGAGUAAUUUGUUUUUAAUGGACUCGCAGGCAUGUACAUUUACCUGGGGGACAGCUCCCCUCCCCCCUGGCUCUGCCCACAUGUGGUGGAGCAUAAGGGUAGGACCUCCUUUUAAACCCCAUCUGUUGAACAAAGAAUUGACGUUUUAUCUCCCCCAUCUUUAAGAUUAGAUUGGCAAGAAGGAUUAUUUGACUGUUGUUGGAGUGAGACAUCACCCAGUAUAAUAGCAAGCUCCAGUGCUGAUGGAACCAUUCAAUUGUGGGAUAUUUAUACACAACAACAGGUCAUCAUUGGACCAUAUUUCAUAGUUACCAGGCUAGGAAAAGUGACUAGUUAUGACAGGGAGGUUCAAUGUAUCUAUAGUAUUUGAUAUACAAUGCCAAGGAGCUUAUAUAGUAAUAGUGGCAUCCUAAAUCACAGCAGUUUAGUCAUGGUAGAGAUAUCAGUUAUGUAUACUGGCAUGCAGUUCAAAAAUUUAUUUUGCUUAACCCGAAGGAGUAACAGAACGCAAAAAAUUCACCCAAGAUGACAAACCCUUGUUUCUGUUUUAAAAUUAGUUUAAAACGUAUUGUGUUAAAUAGCAUCAAUCAUAUUUUAAAGGUCCCAGUAGCAGUUUUCCAGGAACAUUUGAAAGAGGUUGGCAACAUUCCAACAAUAUCUUAGAUGUAUUUAUAAGCAUCGUUCACAAGAACGCUUCAUCAAUUUUGUUUAAACUAUAUCUUAAGGUUUACAGUAUUGAUUGGUGCACAAUCCGUGGCAAUAACAAAUUACUGAGUGGCUCAUGGGAUAAAACCAUUAAAAUGGUAUGUCUUAAUCCGACAUGAUAAAAACGGACUUUCUACAAUGCCUGUUGUGCAUAUGUUUUUCGUAACAAGAUGUAUUGAAACAGUGUUAAAUGCGUUGAAAUGUUUUCCACUAAAUUUGUUUCCACUGUUAAAACUGUAUUUAGUGGGAUAUGAAUAACAUACAGAACUCCUCGAUAGCUACAUUUGUUGGACAUCAAAACACCGUUUAUUGUGUUAAAUGGUCACCACACAUUUCAGAUACAUUCGCUUCAACGUCAGGUAUGUUCCAAGUAGGCUGGAAUGUCAGUAAAGUAUAAGAGGAAUAAGAUCCGAGCUUAAGUACAGACGGCAAAAAACUUGUGCGAUUGUAAACAAACAUUGUCCACAAAAGCGAAUCUAAUCAAUACGAAAUGGUAUAAGCAUUUCUGUCUACCACCCUUCUCAAGCAUAUGCAACUCAUUUCCCGAUAACAAGACUUGUAACCAAAGGCCGAAGCACACAAUACCACACAAAAACAACUUUUACUCAGUCUAGUCUUAGUCUUGCUAACCAAACUAUCUGCCAAUGAAGAGAUCUUAACUCAUUGACUAUAGGUGAUGAAACUAUCAGAAUCUGGAACUCCAACACACCUAACCCAGUGCAAGUUAUUCCUGGAGGUAGCGGUGAAAUACUCACAUGUGAUUGGACAAAGUAUGAUCAGGUAAAGUUCGAUCGAAAGAAGCCAAAAGGCUAAUGGUUUCAGUUUUGGUUGUGCCUUGGGCUCGCUCUAGGCUUUGUGGUUGGUUUACUGUGACAAUAAACGACAAUCUGUAUAAAAUAUGUCUCUGAACACUUUUGUUUAAAGAAAGCAAUCAAAGAACGUGGUCACUACCCGUAUCAUUGGUUCUCAUGGCACACUAUACUACUAAUGCAGAUCUUUUCCUUACAGAACAUUCUUAUUUCUGGGUCAACGAAUAAUCAGAUCAGGUAUGUCGGAUUAAGUGUCGAGCUGAUUGUUCCAAAUUUCGUUAGCCUAAUUUAUACUGUGUUAAAUUUUGAAUGCUUAUUCAGAGUAUGGGAUCUUCGCAACACGCAACAACCGAUACAUAUUUUGAAUGGUCAUCAGUAUGCUGUUCGAAGACUCAAGGUGAGUUUACAUUGUGAUUGUGUCAAAAGCAUUUAAAUCUCAAUGGUUUCUUACUGAGCUUCACUAUCAUAAGUCAUCGGAAUAUGAUUUUAUAAUAUUAUAUGCAAGAUAAUUGAUUAUUUUAGAGUAAUUGGUAGUAAUUAGUUGUUUUUUUAUGUUGAAUUUAGUGUUCACCACAUAAUCAAAGUGUGUUGGCCUCAGUUUCCUAUGACAUGACUGUCAGGUAAGGGCUGACGCAACAACAGUCAACAACUAUAAAAUCAUUUGGAAAUACGAAAAACAGUAAUCUAAUGAUUCAAAUCAAUAUAUCAUUUGAUAGAACAUGGGAUUACGUGAAAAGCGACCGUCCACAAGAGACAAUACAACAUCACACAGAGUUUGUAGUUGGACUGGAUUUCAAUCUUCAUCAACCAUCAGAGGUAUGGUUAACAAGUGCUAUCCACACAUUAUUAGGCAUGGUGCAUUGCUAGCAUUGGUGGUACCGAGCUUUUAAACGAAUGCACACGCGCGCACAAAACGUUGACGGUUCAAUAAUCAUGUGCACCAACAAAAUGCUCAUAUUUUUAGAUUGCAGACUGCUCAUGGGACGAACGAAUCAACGCCUAUUCUCCUGUAUCCUUACGACAUUCCUAAUUCAUCUCUCAGCCUCCCAAAGUGUACAUAAAUGAAUGAAAUAAUGAACAAGUAAAAAUAAUACAAUUUUAAUCACUUUACAUCUACACAAUGUAAUAUAAUGUUGUUUUCAUUUGAUUGAUAUAACCUAUUGUAAUUGUCACCUAGUGAAAUAUUUUCUACAUUUUGUUAUAAAAUCCACUGAAGUAAAAAAGAUUUGGAAUGAUAGCUAAACAACUUGUCUUUGAAAAGUAAAUUAUUGGAAUCAAUUUGGGUGUAACAAUUGUAUAUUAUAGUCUCUAAACAGGAUAGUUUACCAAAUUAAACUUCAGAGGUUGCAAUUUCCACGUCUUUUUAAGUUAAUGAAUCUAGAACUAGUGUACCUAAUCAGUUUUCUUUCCUGCUUCCGUGGUUUGUUUAUAUCGACGAGAAGCUAACAUCAGUCCGAUACCAAUGACGGCACAGCCUGUUGAAAGCCAGCAAGGUCCAGUUACACUGACCUCUUGUGCAAAACCUGCAAUUGCAGGUGACAUCAUCCUUGCUACGGAUGUCAAAGAAUCUCCAACUCCCAUCACUGCACCUUUUUCCUCAGGCUCAAUACGCUUUAACAUCAAAUUAUGUGAAUUCACUCUCAUGAUAGCAGUGGAGAGCGACAGAGGAGCCAUGCAUAUGAGGACUGUAUAAAUACUUGAAGAUAUAGUGAUGCCAAAUAAUGACGAUGUCAUUAAAAGAGCUGCAAAUGUCAUCAUUUUUGCGUCACUUUUUACAUAACUAUAGAUAGUACCCAUUGACAUGCCAGAUAUUGCACCUGCGAUACUACCAUAUGAGAUGAUAUACCCUGUAGUCUUUGCAUCUAUUCCAUAGCGGUAAUCCAGCAUUGAAGUAAAAUUGCUACGAUAUAUCAACAUGCUCAAUGACAUGACAAAGCGAAUGAGUAAUAAGUCCAAGAUGCAUUGAACAGAGACAAUUUUUAGAAAGCUAAAGAAUUUUGAAAAAGUAGAACCACUGCUAUCUUGCUUCUUAUUGGCCAAGUCGUCGGGUUGCGUAUCCAGGUUUUUACGUCUGGUGACACUACCACCCGAUUGACUGCUUUUGUCCACAAUUUCGAUAUCUUCAGUGUUCUUGCUUAACUUGGCUUCCUCUGAUCUUUUCAUUUUCUUGUUUUCAAACACAAGCCAUAUAAAAGCCAAGCCAAACAAGUAGACAGAACAGGUCAUGAGGGAGACUUUAAAAUAUCCAUUCUCUUGCAUGGCCACAGUGCCUCCAAUUAUUGGUGCAAUAAUGAAGCCAAGACUACCAACAGCAUUAAACCUUCCAAACACCCCAGCUCUCUCUUCUGGCAAUGUGAUAUCAGAUAAGUAAGCUUUCACUGAGGUUUGACUAUGUUUUAAGAUGCCUAAAGGUGUUUGAAUAAAAGCUCAUUAAAG